This is a messenger RNA of Penaeus chinensis, 816 nucleotides long. Its product is annotated as platelet glycoprotein Ib alpha chain-like. The coding region runs from base 1 to 816 and encodes 271 amino acids. The transcript has 4 exons. NCBI's taxonomy places the organism in Eukaryota, Metazoa, Arthropoda, Malacostraca, Decapoda, Penaeidae. The record is from RefSeq and is a predicted model, not a curated record.
AUGCUGACACCUGCUGUGUACUCUAACUGUCCACACGAAAUAAGAGUCACGCAGUCACGGCCCCAAAAGAGUUAUGAAUGGACGCCCCGAGCAAGCGCCGACGCCGAAAGUGAUGAAGACGCUCAUGUCAACACCUGGGCCUCUGUGAUGACAUCCUGUACGUGUGAAGAAGUGUUGUCUCGGGUGAUAUUAGAGUCCGAGGGAUCUUUGAAUGUUCUCGUUAUGGGACUUUUUUUGUGUGGGGUCCGACCGCGAAUGGAAAUGGAAAUUUGCAUAAUUGUGACGUCUUCGUUCAGGAAUGUGUCAAUUAUGAGCUGGCGACUCUUGUGGGAGGCCGAGGACACCCCACGACAAAUAGCAAGUAAUUCAGUGGCCGUCGAGUUGUUGCAGCGCCGCCCGCGAGCCCGCCCACGAGGCUGUCUUAGAGCCGAGGAGCCCCAGUCGCACCGCCGCCCACCCACAUCCGACGCCCUCUCACCCACGCCCACUCAACCCGCCCACUCAUCCACGCCCACUCCACCCGCCCUCUCACCCACGCCCACUCAACCCGCCCUCUUACCCACGCCCACUCAACCCGCCCUCUCACCCACGCCCGCUCAACCCGCCCUCUUACCUACGCCCACUCAGCCCGCCCUCACACCCACGCCCACUCCACCCGCCCUCUCACCCACGCCCACUCCACCCGCCCUCUCACCCACGCCCACUCCACCCGCACUCUCACCCACGCCCACUCCACCCGCCCUCUCACCCACGCCUCCCCCGCCAACGUGGGACGGCGAGGACGCUACAGGAGAUCACAGACUCCUUGGGUAUUAG